Seminavis robusta is the source of this 1170-nucleotide messenger RNA. NCBI's taxonomy places the organism in Eukaryota, Bacillariophyta, Bacillariophyceae, Naviculales, Naviculaceae. The record is from the annotation of a GenBank genome assembly.
AUGUCGACAACUGUCGCCUCGCCUCCGCCGCAUUCGAGUCCUCAUGCACAUCUAGAGCUGCUGUCUUCUACGGCAAUCCUGAAGAAAGUAAUGGAUACCAAGGUAUCGGAGUGGAAGCAGCAACAACUACAGUUGCAGAUGCAGAGUCCAUCUACUUCUCCAAAGAAGUCAGAAGAAUCGACUGUUCCGUCUGCUACGUUGACACCCAUCAAGUCGACGGUACCACCCAUGAUGAUGGAGACAACGUCCCCCAAGGAAGCAACCGCACAGCCUCUGCCACCCAGAGGUGAUCCACUGGACGGCCCCAAGGUUCCCAAUCUGAUGGCCGAAAAAUCUAGCUCCACGCAAGCAGCACCGGUUCCCCCAGGUCCUACAACGGUGAGCCCCAUCUUUAUGGAUGGUCGUUUGGCAUACCGAUAUGCCGUUCCAACGUCCUAUGGGAGUCUCUUGUUGGCACCUCCCCCGGCAGCACAAGCAGCUCCUCAUCACAUGAUGCAGCAUCACCACCCCCAUUUGCUUGCGUUGGCAACCAACCCAAUGGCAGCAGCUCACAUGAUGGCGGCUGGAAGCAAGGUGUUGGUGUAUGGAGGUGGUCCCUCGUCGGCCUUUCAAAAGCCCUUGGUCAUUAUGAAGGAAGCGGCUCCAGAUGCACGUCAGACAAGUCCUACCACGGCUGCUUCCGGCAACCAGCAGCAGGCGGCUGGAGAACGAGAAACUACUCCGGCGACGCCCUCGACGGCAGCCUACGAGGCGCUCAUCCAGGAGAACCUUCGUCUUCAGCAGCAGAUGGCGCAAAAGGACGACUUGAUUGCCACCCUCCAAUCCAAGGCGGAUGGAUUGGAGACACAGAUUGGAGAGCUUCGUCAGCUUCCGACUGGAAAGAUUUCCCACAUUCCUCUGGAGGACAUGAUCCGCAUUAUGCAGACGUACGGGUCCGAAGUCUCCAACCAGACGUUGCCCAAGCGCAAACAACCCAUUCAGAAGGCUUCCAUUGUCCGUCAAUUUCGGCGUUGGAAUCCAGAAUUCUUUCGAUUCUUUGUCCAUGUCAAUGGAGAAUGGGUCCCUCGUUUGGGCAAGGAAGGGGAGCUCAAGCGUCGUGCGGAAAAGCGUCGCGCCGUUAUGAAGACCAAGAGGGCAGGAAGUCCGGAUAGUACCACGAGCCAUCAUUAG